AUGUUCAGAGCAGAGGAGGACACCACGGUGUCUGAGGAGGAGAGUGAGCCCGAGGUGACACUUUCUGGGAGCCUUCCUGGAGGCAGCGAAGCGAGAGCCAAAAGGAGCCGCUUCUCCCGGUCCUCCCGGGCAGGGCUGCUCUUCCCUGUGAGUCGCGUAGAUGGGCAGCUGCGCAGGGGACGCUUUGCCGGGCGCUUGGCAGCCAGGGCCCCUGUCUAUCUGGCUGCGGUGCUGCAGUGUGUGACGCACAAGGCCCUGGACGUGGCUGGCAAGAUUGCCAAGCGGAGCAAGCAGCAGCGCAUUGCUCCAGCACACUUGCAGCUGGCGGCGCAGAAGAGCUCUCAACUCCACAAGCUCCUGCACGCAGACAUCUUCGGGAGCCAUGGGAGGGCUGUCCCCAAGAGCCGGCGUGUGGCCUCACCCUCCAGAAAGAAGACAGCCAGCAGGAACAAGAGAUGCCCUGGGCAAAGAGCUGCACCUGGUCAUGCCAGAGCUGCGGUCAAGUGA
Messenger RNA from Indicator indicator, 507 nucleotides. Its product is annotated as histone H2A-beta, sperm-like. Bases 1 to 507 code for a protein of 168 amino acids. The record is from RefSeq and is a predicted model, not a curated record. Lineage: Eukaryota; Metazoa; Chordata; Aves; Piciformes; Indicatoridae. Gene Ontology annotation, molecular function: protein heterodimerization activity; structural constituent of chromatin; DNA binding. Gene Ontology annotation, cellular component: nucleosome. The transcript has a single exon.